UAAAAUUUCGAAGAUGUAUAAAAUUUUACCCUUCGUUCCGGCUGUUGAAUUUGCUCUGCCAAAUUUACCCGUGGAGCUUUGGGCCAUCAUCUUGAGGUGUCUGGACCCAUCUUCACUUCUAACUGCUGCUGGAUCUAACGUCCUGUGGAAACAAAUCGCCCAAGGAGAUCCUGUUUUGAGGAAGACCAUCAAGGACCAAAGGGUGUUGAAGAAACGAAGAGGCCGAGACGAGAUGCUCAACCCAGGGCUAUUGAUAUCCAUAACCAGAGAUGGACCCGGAAGAUUGUUGGGAUUCAACGCUACCAAAAUUGUUCGAAGACAGGUUCCAGCACGAGCACCAGUUACCACCCCCGAAAAAAGAAAACGCCCUCAAAAUAAAGACACUGGACCUCUGCGCAAAAAAAUAAUGCGAUGUUAAUAAAACUAUUGUAAUAUUGUAAAUAUUUUUAUUUUAUUUAAACUAAGAAUAUUUUUGUUACUAGCAGCCC
Messenger RNA from Zophobas morio, 488 nucleotides. RefSeq lists its product as uncharacterized. Bases 14 to 418 code for a protein of 134 amino acids. The transcript has 2 exons. Gene Ontology annotation, molecular function: protein binding. NCBI's taxonomy places the organism in Eukaryota, Metazoa, Arthropoda, Insecta, Coleoptera, Tenebrionidae. The record is from RefSeq and is a predicted model, not a curated record.